AUGCCUUUCUCUACACAGUCCGCCUCCUCAGUCCCUUCCCGUGCCAAACUUCGCCAGAAAGCGUCCUAUUCUCCCGGCACUAACUCCUCUAACAUCCCUGUUCAGCAAUCUUCUUCUACCGCAGUCCCUCAGUAUAGCGCCAACCACCACGACAUCUACUCUCAGUUCCUCCGAAGAUACAGGACCGAGCCAGAAGAUGAUCCCCGAAGUGAUCCGGACAGUCACUAUUUCCAGAGAGGUCUUGGGCAACUGGUCGAUACAGGGGAGAGCGAUGACGAGGAGCUAGGCCGCGUGUCCCUCGUCGGCAAUACCGAAUCGCACGACAGGUUGUCUCUCGUUCUCGACGCCGAGCCCAUAGAGCCAGAAACUCUCGAGGACAGGGAACGGCUAGAGUGGCAGAGUAUGCUUGCUUCAGUCCUCGAUGGCGACGUUCUAAAGUCGGAGAAGACUCGAAUAGCUACCGCUCUCGCCUCCUCCGGAGAAGGGCAGGACAAUACUGGAGUCAACAUCUGGCUCGGGAUUCGCGCGAAAAUGACGGGUUCGUCGGAGGAGGAAGAGAGGAAGAAGAUCGACGAUAGGAGGUUGCGCACCGUCGACCAUGUUAUCAAUGAAGUAUUGAGCUUUCGGGCGGUUGAUGUCGACAAGGCCGUCGACCCAGGUUUGGCAGCUCUCGAGCAGGUCAACGAAGUUAUUCGUCACCUCGACAUUGUGCAGUCACUCUAUCCGAGCCUGAAAGCACUCCAGAUAGACAAACCACUCGUCGGCGAGGAAGAUUUUCAGCUGUACCGCGACAGUAUCAUCACAUGGUCCACCGUCUUCACGUCUCUCCGUUACCAGAUCAAUAUUCUUCGCAAAUGGACUGGUAGCGAGACACUCGACGUCAGUGCCCCUGGCACCAGCAACGACCAAGUAAUUCGACCUCGAGAUCCUCUCAAACCUCAUGGAGAGGGAGGUGCUCUCGCUGAUGAGACUACUUUCCUCGAACGCGUGCUUAAAGAGGAGUCUAUCCAGAUGACGUUUGCGAAGGGCUUCAUGACCACCGUCCACGCCCUCAUUGGCACUGCCCGUGACGCACAGGUUAACCUUGCCCCCAUGUUCCGAAAGCUAAACCUCCCCACUUUCGAGCGCGAGCUCGUCCCCCUCAUAUCCUUCCCAACUCAACUCGCCCAAGCUAGCCUCCGCGUUCGCCUUGAUUACGCUCUCAAACUGAAAGAUCCAGAAGUCCUUAUUAUUGACCAAAUGACGGAUGAUCUGAAACUCAACAUCGGAAUCGCCUGCACUCUCAAGCGUCAAUACGAAGCGUUCCUGUCUCCGGAUCCAGGAGGCAACUGGAAUCUUCCUCACUGUAUCAGCGCGGACUACGACUUUAUUGUCCUCGAAGCUCUGGCCUUCCUGUUCAAACUCAUCCACUGGAAGCUGAAGAGUGGAGCGAAGGAUAUCUACUUCAAAGAGACGGAUGUCAUCGAAGCCCAGUGGGCCACAUUUAACGAUGUCGCGCUGACAGCGGGAGGCGGCGCUUCGAUGGUGGCGGAGCAACUCUGUGCUCUCACCAACAAGCUCAUGGUUCGCGUCACGAACUUCUUCGAGACUCAAGUCCGCGUACCAACUCUGAAUAAAGGCGAACGACGAAGACAGGAGCAGUUGAAUAGUCAAGGUGUCCGCACGCAAAUGAACGGAGACCAAAUGGUAAAUUGGUACAGCAAAAUCCUAGAUAGCGUGCGUCUACGCUACCGAAAGCUGCAACGCUUUGUUCGGACGAUCAACCAGAGAUUCAGCAAUUCCGCGGAAUAUACCCUCGAUGGUGUCUCCAUGGAGCUCUUCAUCGCAGCCCUUGUCGAGACCGACCACUUCCUUAUCUACACUCAGACGUACGAGGAAGAGGGCACGUACAUCAUCGCAUCGCCACCCUUGCGUGAGCAUCCCGACUAUAUCCGUCGCAUACUCGUCGAAGCAUUCCACGUCACCGAGGUGCUCGAAGAUGACGGCCGCAAAGUGGUUGAAACUUACGAUCUCAAUGCCGAAUAUCCCGACGAGGCUGGCUAUCUCCUCGUGCUCUCACCGCGCGAGCGCUUCCUAUGGAAUGGCCUCGUCUUCAUGCUCGAGAUGCCGAAGAUCGACCUCGAGCUGAGGGAUAAUCGAGUUCGACUGAUCGCUGACGGAGCAUAUCAUAGGCUUCAUCUGGCGAAACAACAGUUUGCGGAGGCCUUCAUGCCGUACGACGAGGAAGAUCUAGACAUCGAGAUGGACAUCAAGCCGCUGACUUGCAUCGCAGACCAACAAGCCCACCUUCCCAGUGUCAAUCGCGAAUUGCGCAAGAUCGGUCGCGCCACGAACCGACUCGCCGAAUCCAUCGUCGAUUCCGUCCACUAUGUCCGCACGUCGCUGCGGGACUCACCCAAGCGACAAGACCUGCUCGAAAAUUGGUACCUCUUCUCGUCAGAGCACGGUCUACACGUUCAGAAAUACAUGGACCGGUCCACGCUGCUCAGGUUCAAUCGACUGCUGAUCAAGCUCGCGAUCUCAUGGGUUUCCUUCAUCUGCGACGAUUGCGACCCGAACGACAGGAAGACGUUCAGGUGGGCGGUCAACGCGCUCGAGUUCGCCCUCCACCGUACCCGGCGAAACAACAUCCUUCAGCUCCCAGACGAUCAAUUCGAGAUGUUGCGUCAGAAGGUCGCCAGUUGUAUGACACUCCUCAUCAGCCACUUCGACAUCUUAGGCGCACGGUCGAUAUCCGAAGCGAAACGGGAGAAGGAACAGCGACAGGGCGAAUUGGCUCGUAAAGCGCCCGCUCUGGAGACGUUCAGCGCGGACGACGAGUUGACCGGGACAGUGUUGGACCACUCGGAAGAGACCGCGGUCUCGACAGGCUACCUCGAUCCGACGGUUAGACAUUACUGGGAGAAGACAACGAGGGCGUUGGCGGAGUUGGAGAACGAGAGGGCGUGCGUGACGUCCGAGCAGAGGAUGUCCGGCCGGGUGCUCGAUAACGAGAAGUUGGAGGAUCGGUCGCUGGUGUUCUUGGCUUCGUUCAGCUCGAAUAUCUCCAUCCGCUGGCAGCAGGGCAAGUUCAUCGGCGCUGGCGCGUUCGGGUCCGUCUACCAAGCCGUGAACCUGGAUUCGGGAACGCUCAUGGCGGUGAAGGAGAUCAGGUUCCAGGAGAUGUCCGGUUUGCCGAGUUUGUAUUUGCAGAUCAAGGACGAGCUGGCGGUCAUGGAGAUGCUGCAUCAUCCGAAUGUGGUGGAGUAUUAUGGGAUCGAGGUACACCGCGAUAAGGUAUACAUCUUUGAGGAGUACUGUAAGGGUGGGAGCUUGGCGGCGUUGCUUGAGCAUGGACGGAUCGAGGACGAGCGGAUCAUACAGGUGUACACGAUGCAGCUGCUCGAGGGUCUAGGAUAUUUGCACUCCAGAGGUAUCAUUCACAGAGACAUCAAGCCAGACAACAUCCUUCUCGACCACCUCGGCGUCAUCAAGUACGUUGAUUUCGGUGCUGCCAAGAUCCUAGCGAAGAACCAGCGCUCCGUCGUCCAACGUUCCCGACGCCCGGCCGGUCCCGAUGGCGGACUCGGUGGCGGACUGGGCAUGAACAACAGUCUGACUGGGACACCGAUGUACAUGUCCCCGGAAGUCAUCAAGAACGACAUGCGGGGUCGUCAUGGAGCGAUGGAUAUCUGGUCGCUCGGCUGUGUCGUUCUGGAGUUCGCUACCGGGAAGAAACCGUGGAGUAAUCUGGAUAACGAAUGGGCCAUCAUGUUCCACAUCGGUGUCGCCACACAACAUCCACCACUGCCAGAACCUGAUCAGCUGAGCGCACUCGGCAUCGACUUCAUCCGUCAAUGUCUGACCGUCGACCCGAUGCAACGUCCUUCCGCAACAGAGCUGAUGUAUCACCCCUGGAUGCUCGAGUUUAAGGCCGCUCUGGAGGACUACGAAGAAGACGAGCUGGCGACGAGUCCGCCGACGGAGAUGCCACCGGACGAGGAGUUCGAGACGGCCACAGUGGCGAGACAGGCGGCGAUCAUCCAGGAGAAGGAGGUCGAGGCGAUCGCGGAGCUGUCGCCGAAUAUUUCGCCGAUGCAUACGCCGCAGUCGGCGGCGACGACGGAGGGGCCGUCACCGCCUAGUUCGAGCGAGAUGCAGCUUCCUCCUUAAGGUUUUUUCUGACUGUGGGCCCGUUUUUGAGGACUUUGUGUUUGUUCGUUUUGCUUUGGACUAUCUUACCCUAUCUGACCCCACCACUCACCACUCACCCCCUCCCCCUUAUCCCCCCUCCCUAUCGCUGUCUACUGUUCUUGUAUGCCCAAUUGUGUAGCUUAGCCCCAUCUCUGCUCUUCCAUCUGUCCAUCUACCCGCCUUACCCC
Stereum hirsutum FP-91666 SS1 is the source of this 4361-nucleotide messenger RNA. Its product is annotated as kinase. The transcript is spliced from 5 exons. Gene Ontology annotation, biological process: protein phosphorylation. Gene Ontology annotation, molecular function: protein kinase activity; ATP binding. Lineage: Eukaryota; Fungi; Basidiomycota; Agaricomycetes; Russulales; Stereaceae. Bases 1 to 4152 code for a protein of 1383 amino acids. The record is from RefSeq and is a predicted model, not a curated record.